Cylicostephanus goldi is the source of this 561-nucleotide messenger RNA. The record is from the annotation of a GenBank genome assembly. Lineage: Eukaryota; Metazoa; Nematoda; Chromadorea; Rhabditida; Strongylidae.
AUGGGGACGCCAAAGGUAAAGUUUUCCUGCGAGAAGAGCACAAAUACGGUUUGUUACUGGAAAGCUGCUCGUAGGGAUGACACACCACUACUUGAAGGCGACAAAUUUCCCGUUUUCAUAGCUCACAGCGAUGGCGGUUUACCAUUUGGUUUUUAUGGUUUGCCUGCAGUAGAUUAUGCAGGAUGUGCGAAGGUAUCAAAAACUUUUUUAGACUCCGGUGAGCAUAUCGAUGGCCCAACUCAUCCGCAGACUAUCUCUCAGGAGUUCGUCGACCACCCAGCCGAAUUUAUACGAAAACACAUUCCAAUUCUUGAUUCCAGGGCUCCAGCACACAUUGAUAAGUGCAAAUACACGGUAUCUGAAGAUAAUCACUAUGUGAUCGGGCACUACCAAGGUGCCAAAAACAUUCUGAUUGGUGGCGGAUGUUCUGGAAGCGGAUUCAAAGUUGCUCCUGGAAUCGGAAGAGCACUAUCGCAAAUGGCCGCAAAUGAGAAACCAUCUGUCGACAUAUCGUUUUUCUCUUUUGAUAGAUUUGAAAAAUCUAAGCAACAUGUGGUUUGA